Gossypium raimondii (Peruvian cotton) is the source of this 1005-nucleotide messenger RNA. RefSeq lists its product as uncharacterized. The record is from RefSeq and is a predicted model, not a curated record. The transcript has a single exon. NCBI's taxonomy places the organism in Eukaryota, Viridiplantae, Streptophyta, Magnoliopsida, Malvales, Malvaceae. The coding region runs from base 79 to 699 and encodes 206 amino acids.
UCCUCACCCUCAAACUCGAACAAAUAAUUGCCUCUCUCUCCCUCAAAAGUCAGCAAUAAAUCACAUAUAGUAAAAGCAAUGGAACAAAAUCCACCAGUGAUAGCCAAAAGAGUAUGGAGCAUAGUAAGAGCUGUUCUCUUCAUGAUGAAAAAGGGCAUAUUAUCCAAAAGAAAGCUCAUGGUUGAUCUCAACAUGUUGCUCAAACGCGGCAAAAUAGCCAGCGCCAAAGCCAUUGCUAACCUCCCCAUGUUCCACCGCCACCAGGUCUCUUCAUCGGCUGCGGCGCCAGCCCAGGAGUACGAGUUCAGCUGCAGCAACACCCCUAACUACAUCUUCCCUUUCAACCUCCCCACCAAGAAGAAGAACAGCAUUAACAACUACUACCACCACUUGUUCGCUUGUACCCACGCGCCUCCUACUCACGACGACGACACCGCCGCCAUGAACGCCUUCAAGGUUGUCUUGGAGAUGCUCAACAACAACAUGGGAGUGGAAAGCGAUGCUGCUGUUAUUGCGGCUUCCCCUAUGUUACCAGGGUUCGGACAAACUCCACUGGUGAGACAACUUAGAAUAACUGACUCUCCUUUCCCUUUAAGAGAUGUUGAUGAAGGUAAUGGCAACGUAGAUAAGGCUGCCGAGGACUUCAUUAAUAGGUUUUACAAGGAUUUGAAGCUCCAAAAUAACAACACUACUGCCUGAGUUAUGACAGAACCAUAUAUUUGCCUCUGUUAAUAAUUUCCAUGUUUGGAGGGAGUUGUUCAUGCUUAAUUUCUUUUUGGGGGUUCUAAUUUUGUUGUUGAUAAAACAAAUAAGAAAAGCCCUGGAUUUUUCACUUAUUCUUUCGUUAUAAACUUUUCUAUGUUAAUCAUGCGAUCAAAUAUGGUUUUGGAGUUGAAAGGAUUUAAGCAGCUCCUAAUAUCUUUAGUGGAUUAUUUUAGAGUAUUGGAAAUAAUUCAUGUAUAUUUGGUUUGUCGGUGGCAAAUAAAAAGUUUUCCUUUUGCAAUA